Messenger RNA from Salvelinus fontinalis (brook trout), 3117 nucleotides. Its product is annotated as putative beta-lactamase-like 1. The record is from RefSeq and is a predicted model, not a curated record. NCBI's taxonomy places the organism in Eukaryota, Metazoa, Chordata, Actinopteri, Salmoniformes, Salmonidae. The transcript has 8 exons. Bases 231 to 2042 code for a protein of 603 amino acids.
CCCAUUUUCCUGGCAGAUGUCGCUGAUGGCAGUGGCAGAUAAUCCAGGAUCCUGGUUUUGAUACAAGUUGGAUUUAGCCAUGGCCAUGAUACCAACAUCUGUCAGGAUGCUGCAGUGAUCUUCCAAACACACACAGAGCAACAGCACAGGAUAUUGUACAUUUCCAUUCUGGUAAAAGAGGGGCAAGAACUACUACCCAGAAUCAAGAUUUGUGAAUGUGCUCAUGAGUAAUGGGGAAGACAGGCAGCAAAGUGCUGAGAGAGACAUCUUUGGAUGGAGUUCAGCCACAGCAGCCUGCACCUGCUGCUGCUAUUGAGGGGCUCACCAAGACCAAGAAGAUGAAGGUGAAAUGGACUCAGUUGGGCAUGGUGUUCUUCCUGUUGCUCUCCCUGGUCAUGACAGGAUGUUUCCUCUGGCAGUACCAGCUGCCAAAGUUACUGCCAGAUGAAGGCAUGGGAGGCAAUGCCAAAUCAGAACGGAUGUGCCCACGCUUCCCUGAGCCUCUCCCCCUGGAACACCCUAUCCCUACCCUGAAAGAGGCACUAGAAAAGGUGGACAUACUGCUGCGCCAGAGUAUCAACCCUGCUAGUCUUCCCUCUUUGUCGGCCAUUGUGAUUUUCAAUGACACCGUUCUGUGGACUGGUAACUUUGGCAAGAGGAACGGAAGUGACCCACUCUCAGCUCCACCCAAUGAAUACACCAUCUAUAGGAUUGCCAGCCUUUCAAAGAUCUUCCCAACGCUGAUGCUGUACAGGCUGUGGGAGGAUGGGAAGAUUGCCUCUCUGGACGACCCACUUGAGAAAUAUGUGGAGAACUUCACCAUUAAAAACCCUCUGGGCAAGUCACGGGACUCUGAGCUCAAGUACGUGACAGACGGUCUGAUCUUUCUGGACAGUGGAGAGGUUCAGAUCCGCUCCUCCUCUGUCACCCUGCGAAGGAUGGCCAGCCAGCUCUCAGGUCUACCCAGAAGACUUAGAGCCACUAACCUGCUAUGGAAGGGGAAAACACAGGCUGCAGUGAAUCUGUUGCAAGACGAUGUCCUCGUUGCAGACCCUGGCACCAAAUGCCACUACAGUAACCUAGCCUUCUCCUUAUUGGCCCACGUCAUGGCUGAGAAGGUGGUGGGCAUGGACUACCAGCGCUGGAUCAAUGAUAACAUCCUCGACCGGCUGGGGAUGGAGGAUACAGGCUUCGACAUCACCCCAGGGAUCCACAGCCAGAUGGCUGUGGGCGUCUACUCCAGUGGCCAGCCAGCCCCUCUGUACGACCUGGGUUGGUACCGCCCCUCAGGCCAGAUGUUCUCCACUGCCGCUGACCUUGCCAAGCUGGCUAUGAUGCUGCUGGGUGCCUACCAUCGCAAGCUCCUGGAGCCUGACACCCUGAAAAUCAUGCUGACCCCUCUGUUCCGCUGUGAUAAGGACUACUUUGCCAACCGCACCGGCACACCAUGGGAGGUGAAUGAGCAGUUGGGCUACGAGGUGGUGCGUAAAGACGGAGACCUAGACGGCUACUCAGCCACCUUCUCACUGGUGCCCAGGCUCAAGCUGGGCCUGGUAGUGCUGAUGGCUGGCACCAGACCUCAGAACCAGGAUGUGUUGGCCAAGGCUUACAGCCAUAUAAUACCCGCCAUGGAGAGGGCUUUCCGGGAGUCCAAGAAGAUCCUCAUCCCUCCCCCUAAUCCAGACCCUUACAUAGGCUUCUUCACCUACGGAAACAUCACCUUCUAUGAGAUCAAAGCUGGGGCAGACGGUGUUCUGAUCAUGCAGCAGUUUGGUCCCCAGAUUGAGGACCUGAUCCCAGAGAGAUAUAGGACAAUAAAGCUGAACUACCUGGUGGACAGGGUGUUCAGGGUGGUGUUUGAGAAAGAGUACCCUUGUGUCUUGCGGGUCAGCACCGCGUCUGUCUCCCUUGAGGCCCAAGACGGGCAGCUCUUUAACUUUUAUGUGUUCGACAAGCGAGGUCUGUCCCCUGGCUUCGAUGCACCAGGACUGAAUACGUACAAUGUGGUCAGGAUAGCCCAUAGGCCGACUUUCUCGAACUAACUGAACUCAUACAUUGGAAAGGCCAUGAAUGUGCAGGAUGAAGGUCCUGUUUGGGUCUGUAGCCUAUAUUUAAUAGUGAUAUUCUAUAUUGAAAGAGCACAUUGCUGGAGGACAGUGAGUGGACAAUAACAUGAUGCAUUGCCAAAGAAGGUACACAGCUAGACAAAAAGGUGUUUAAUUUACCAAUUGUUGUCAACUCUUGUACAUAAUGUUUUCUUUGAUUUCCAUGUCAAAUAAUGGCAUUGUACAUAUUCAUCAUUUUUAUACAGUUGGUAACCUGACCUUAAACAUAUUAUACUGUACACAUUUAUUGUAUUGUGACACAGUAAUAGAGGGGUUGGUUGUUUGGCAACAAAACCGAUGCGCGUGCAACCAUGGGGCAAAAUAGACUGGUUUGGCUUGGAUUGUUGACAACAUGUAAACUAUAUUUAGUCUCUUGAAAACAUAAAUACAUUUUCACAAUGAGAACUUGUUGUCUCUCAAAUACAUUGUUACAGUUGUUGGUGAGCUAGCUAGCAAAUUCUAGCCAUAUUAGCAUUGACAUGACAUCAGUCCGAACACCUCAAAACAAGUAAUGGUAUCAAUAACAAGAUGACAUGAGCUGAAACAAGCCCCACAUGGUAGUUUCUUGUCAUUCUUUCUAGCAAUCUGGCCAUCCAGAAUGACAACAACAUGCUGUCUUCUGUCCCAUGGAAGCGCGCACAUCGUUUUCGGGAUGUUGUCAGCUAUCCCAUCUAUUGAGUUUUUCCUAUGUUCUGCACAUUGUUACCUUACCUUUAUCAGCUUGUUCUAUCCUUACAUUGCAUUUGUAAGAAAAGACUGCAUGGAAAUAUGGCAUGCGGGAAUCAAUCAACACAAUUCAAUUGUAACACUUUCAUUUGUAUGUGGAAGUUCAUGUUUUCUUGCCCUGUGAAUUUCAUUUUGAUUAAUCAAAAGAUGUGCAAUGUAUGUUUCUACUGCAGCAAAACAUGGAUAUAUUUGUAUUUGUUAUCAAUGAAUCGCCUGAUCAUUUUUGACCUACAAAAAACCCAUAAGAUAUGUUCAUGCCAAACAAAAAUAAAGUCUGAUUUUUAAA